AUGGCUACCAGAUUCAACCACCAGUUUUCAGUCUCAUUGGUGUUCACAUUCUUCUGCUUCUUCUUCACAACAACAUUCUCUUUCACAGAAAACGAGGAACUUGCUUCUCUUCUCAGAUUCAAGGCUUCCAUUGAUGAUCCAAAGGGCUCUCUUUCAGGUUGGUCCAACACUUCUUCUUCUUCUUCUUCUCCUCACCACUGUAACUGGACUGGCAUCACGUGUACCAGAGCUCCUUCCCUCUACGUCUCUUCCAUAAACCUCCAAAGUCUGAAUCUUUCUGGUGAAAUCUCUGACUCCGUCUGUAAUCUCCCUUACCUCACCCACCUCGACCUCUCCCAAAACUUCUUCAAUCAGCCAAUCCCACUUCAUUUGUCUACCUGUCUUACCUUAGAGACUCUGAAUCUCAGCACCAAUCUCAUCUGGGGCACAAUCCCUGAUCAGAUUUCCGAGUUCAGUGCCAUAAAAGUUCUUGAUCUCAGCAGUAACCAUGUUGAGGGUAAGAUUCCAGAAGAUUUAGGGUUACUGUUCAAUCUCCAAGUUCUCAACUUGGCAAGCAAUCUUCUCUCUGGUCACCUCCCUCCUGCGAUUGGGAAACUCAGUGAGCUUCUUGUUCUUGAUUUGUCUGAAAACAGCUAUCUGGUUAGCGAGAUUCCUUCUUCUAUUGGGAAGCUAGACAAGCUUGAGCAGCUUCUCCUGCAUAGGUCAGGCUUCCAUGGAGAGAUUCCCACUUCGUUUGCUGGUUUGACAAGUUUGAAAAUCUUGGAUCUGUCUCUCAACAACCUCACCGGUGAAAUCAUUCGAUCCAUAGGGCCUUCUCUCAAGAACUUGGUGUCUCUUGAUGUCUCGCAGAAUAAGAUAUCUGGCUCUUUCCCUAGUGGUGUUUGCAGUGGCAAAAGGCUUAUUAACCUUUCUCUACAUUCCAAUUUCUUUGAAGGGCCAUUGCCUAACUCCAUUGGUGAAUGCCUUACUCUGGAGAGGUUUCAAGUGCAGAACAAUGGAUUCUCUGGCGAGUUUCCAGUUGGUUUAUGGAGCUUACCUAAGAUAAAGAUUAUUAGAGCGGAUCAUAACCGGUUAACAGGUCAAGUCCCUGAUUCUGUGUCUUUGGCUUCUGCAUUAGAGCAAGUUGAGAUAGACAACAACUCCUUUACCGGUGAGAUCCCACAUGGUCUUGGACUGAUCAAGAACUUGUAUAAGUUCUCUGCUUCAGAGAACGAGUUUGGUGGAGAACUACCACCGAGUUUUUGCGACUCACCAGUCCUUAGUAUUGUUAACAUCUCUCACAAUAGGCUCUUAGGGAAGAUCCCAGAGCUGAAGAACUGCAAGAAGCUUGUCUCUUUGUCUCUGGCAGGGAACGGAUUCACCGGAGAAAUCCCGACAUCACUUGCUGAUUUACAUGUUCUGACUUAUCUUGACCUGUCUGAUAACAAACUCACUGGUCUGAUCCCUCAAGACUUACAGAACCUGACGCUUGCUCUCUUCAACGUGUCAUUCAACCGUUUAUCUGGUGAAGUACCUCACUCUCUGGUCUCUGGUUUACCAGCUUCGUUUCUGCAAGGCAAUGCCGGGCUUUGUGGACCCGGUUUACCCAAUUCUUGCCCCUCUGUCCGGUCUAGCUUCCAUAAAACAGGUGUUAAAGCUUUGAUGUUAGCUUUGAUAUGUUUAGUUCUUGCUCUUGCCACUUCUCUCGUCAUGUCAUAUCGUUAUUACCGAAAGAAAGUGCAAACCAAGAGUACCAUGCAGUCGGAGUUUUAUUAUCCACUGAGGCUAACCGAGCAUGAGUUGAUGAAAGUGAUGAAUGAAAGUUGUCCUUCAGGGAGUGAAGUGUACGUUCUCAGUUUAUCGAGUGGGGAGUUGAUAGCUGUGAGGAAGCUUGUGAAUUCUAGGAAUGUAACGUCGAAAGCUCUGAAAGCUGAAGUGAGAACCAUAGCAAAGAUACGGCACAAGAACAUAACUCGAGUUCUUGGUUUUUGCUUCACAGACGAAUUCAUAUUCUUGAUCUAUGAGUUCACACAAAAUGGUAGCUUACAUGAUAUGCUAUCGAGUCCUGGCGAUCAACUGCAGUGGAGCGUUAGGUUGAAGAUAGCAGCUGGUGUUGCACAAGCAUUGGCAUACAUAAGCAAAGAUUAUGUGCCACACUUACUCCAUAGGAACCUAAAGUCAGCAAACAUUCUCUUGGACAAAGAUUUCGAACCGAAGCUCUCUGAUUUUGCCCUUGACCAAAUUGUUGGAGAAGCUGCUUUUCAGUCUUUGAUACACUCCAGCUCCAACUCCUGCUAUACUGCACCAGAAAACAGCUACAGCAAGAAAGCAACAGAGGAAAUGGAUGUUUACAGUUUUGGUGUUGUACUACUAGAACUUGUAACGGGGCAACGAGCAGAGAAUGCAGAAGAAGGCGCAUCUGGAGAGUCUAUUGACAUAGUGAAGCAGGUGAGGAGGAAGAUAAACCUGACAAAUGGAGCCGCCCAAGUUCUUGACAAAAGAAUCUUGUCCAAUUCUUGCCAAUCAGACAUGCUAAAGACCUUAGACAUUGCUCUCAAUUGCAUCGCCGUUGCUGCAGAGAAACGACCUUCACUGCUUCAAGUUGUCAAAGCGCUUGAGGGUAUAAGCUCUUCUGUCUCAGCAUCUACUGAGAAGCUUCCAGUUUCCGCGUAA
This is a messenger RNA of Microthlaspi erraticum, 2652 nucleotides long. Lineage: Eukaryota; Viridiplantae; Streptophyta; Magnoliopsida; Brassicales; Brassicaceae. The record is from the annotation of a GenBank genome assembly.